Molecule: messenger RNA, 2874 nt
Organism: Rotaria sp. Silwood2
Lineage: Eukaryota; Metazoa; Rotifera; Eurotatoria; Philodinida; Philodinidae
Source: the annotation of a GenBank genome assembly
AUGGAUCUUGCUCCAGUAAUCGAAACACUUCAAGCAACACUUUCACCUCAAUUACGUAAGCAAGCUGAAGAAAAACUUGCUCAAAUCUGCAAAACAGCCGGUUUUAUCCCAUGUCUUGUGCAAAUUAUUCUCAAUGAACAAUGUGAUAUGGGAGCUAGACAAGCUGGAGCAAUUUAUUUAAAAAAUCAUAUUAAUACUUAUUGGUCGGAUUUUAAUGAUAUGAAAGCAACAACAGAUCCAGAGAUCAUAACAUUAGCUAAUGCAGUUAAUGUUAAUAUUAAUAAAGCAGCCGGUGAUAAUACACAAAAAUUUUUUGUUAUAUCUGAUUCUGAUAAAGAAUAUUUACGAAAUGUUAUUAUUGAUGCUGUUAUACGUGCCAAAGAUCCAUUGAGAUGUCAAUUAAUUACAACAGCAGGUACAAUGAUAAAAAAUGACUUCCCAUCAAAAUGGCCACAAUUUAUAAAUCAAAUUCAUACAUGUCUUUCUACUGAUAAUAUUGCUGCAUGUGAAAGUGCUCUUCUUAUUUUUUAUACACUUGUACAACAUUAUGAGUAUAAAAAAAUGGAAGAUCGAGGUCCAAUGGAUGAUGUUAUGUUUGUUAUUUUACCUCUUCUUCAUCAACGUUUUAUGCAGUUAUUUGCCCAUAAUGAUUCGGAUCAAUCAGCAUUUAUACAAAAACAAAUUCUUAAAAUAUUUCAUGCUUAUACUCAACUUCAUCUAAGUUUUCGAGUAUUACCUACGCAAACAAUGGCUACAUGGCUUGAUACAUGUUGUGCAGUUAUUGAAAGACGUUUACCUGAUCGUUUGGAUGCACUUGAUGAAGAUGAUCGAGCUGAACAUCCAUGGUGGAAAUGUAAAAAAUGGGCAUUACAUAUUCUUAUUCGAACAUUUGAAAGACAUGGAGCACCGGCGAAUUUACCUAAAGGUCAACCACCAGAUAGAGUUGAAUUUGCAAAUUUUUAUUUAAAAGGUUUUUCCGGAAAAGUAAUUGGUCUUGUUUUUGGUAUUCUUGAAGCUUAUCGACAAAAGCUUUAUUUAUCACCACGUGUUAUACAAUUAUCACUUAAUUAUUUACGUGAAAGUGUUCGUCAUGCAUUUUCAUGGAAAAUUAUGCAAAAUAAUAUUGUUGUACUUAUACAGGAUAUUAUUUAUCCAUUAUUAUGUAUUAAUGAUGAUGAUAUUGAAUUAUUUAAUGAGGAACCAGUGGAAUUUGUUCGUGCACGUCUUGAUAUAUUGGAUGAAUAUGUAAGUCCAGUAUCAGCAGCUGAAUUAUUUCUUUCUGAAGCUGUAGCAAAACGUAAAGAUGUUUUAAUGAAAACAGUUUCAUUUCUUGGCACAAUUAUACAUAAUGAUACAAUAACAGCAAAACAAAAAGAUGGUGUUUUACAUAUGUUAGGUGUUAUUGGUAAUGUUCUUAUUAAGAAAAAAGCAUUUGUUAAUCAAUUAGAAAAUAUGAUUGUUCAAUAUUUAUUUCCUGAAUUACAAAGUCAAACAGCAUUUUUACGUGCUCGUGCUUGUUAUGCAUUAAGAAAUUUUUCUAAACUUGAAUAUUCAAAUAAUGAUAAUACAGCACGUUGUUUAACAUAUCUCAUAAAUUGUUUAUGUAAUGAUACAUCAUUACCAGUUAAAGUUGAAGCAGCUAUGGCUUUAAAUUUAUUUAUGUCUGAUACAGAAACAGGUGAAAAAGGUAAAGCUAUUAUAGUACCACAUCUUCAAAUAAUUGUUAUGCGUAUUAUUGAAAUAAUUCGACAAACUGAAAUUGAUGAUGUAAUGAUUGUUUUACAAAAAAUUGUUGGUUUAUUUGAUCAAGAAUUACAACCAAUAGCUGUACAAAUGACAUCACAAUUAGUCGAAUUUUUUAAACAUGUUGUUUGUUCAGAAAAUACAUCAAAUGAUGAAAGUAAAGCAGAAGAACGAACUGUUGCUGCUAUGGGUGUACUAAAUACAUUGGAUACAAUUGUUAGUUGUAUGGGAGAAAAACACGAAAUACUUGUACAAAUCGAACAAAUUAUAUAUGAAGCUAUUCUUCUUGUAUUACGUGAUGGUAUUCUUGAUUUUUAUGAAGAAAUUUUAACACUUAUUGAUACUUUAACUAUUAAUACAGUUAGUCCAUUAAUGUGGCAAGUAUUUUAUUUGAUAAAAGAAGCUUUCUUUCGUGAUGCUGCAGAUUAUUUUGCUGAAAUAAUGAAUUGUUUACAUAAUUAUGUUGUUAAUGAUACACCCUCAUUUUUAUCACAACCAGAUCGAAUUGAAACAAUCUUUGAAAUGUGUAAACAUGUAAUUGUUAAUGAUUUGGGUGAAGAUUCAGAAGCUCAUGCAGCUAAAUUAAUCGAAGUAAUAAUUCUUCAAUGUCAAGAUAAUAUGAGUGUUGCACUUCCAGCUAUAGUUCAACUAAUGGCUCAACGUUUUCAACGUGAAAUAGUUACUAGUGAAUUACGUCUUAUGCUUAUUCAAGUAUUUAUUGUUAUUUUAUGGCUUAAUCCGGAUAGAUUUUUUCAAACAUUAAAUACUGUUGCAGCAAAUGAUCCAAGUACACAAAGUACAAUAGCAAACUUUUUUAAUCAAUGGAUGACUGAUUGUGAAUUAUUUGCUGGUGUACAUGAUCGUCGUGUUUCUGCACUUGGUCUAUGUACAUUACUUCGUAUUGAUUCAAAAUAUUAUUCAGCAAUAUCAAAUAUUGUACCAAAGAUUUUACCAAAUUGUAUCCAUAUAUAUCAAGGUUUAAUAAAAACAUAUCAACAUAAUAAUGAUGAUGAAAGUAAUGAUGAUACGGAAGAUGAUGAUGAAUCUGUACCUAGUGAAAUUGAUGACGGUGAAGAUGAAAACAUUACACAUGAAGAUGAUUUUCUUGAAAAACUUAAAGGAAAAGUAUGA